GAACGGUGUGGAUGGGAGCACUACGUUUUUGAUUUAGGGCAGUUUUAGGGCACGCGUGGUCGGCAUCUCACCUACCUCCUCCGUCGUGGCGUACUUCGUGCCGCACAUUUGCAGCGACACGCAAGAAUGGGUUUCGACUACGCUCGAAGUGCCAUCAUAAAGUCUCAGGUGGUGGCCAUAGCCGUGGCCUUGGCGCUGGCGCUUGACUCCCCCGGCCUCCUGCUGCUUUAUUUCUCUCAAUCGGGGUUCUCCACUUCCACCGCCUACAAAAAUGGAGUUGCAGACUAUAGUUUCAAAAAAAGUGUC
Nannochloropsis gaditana CCMP526 is the source of this 306-nucleotide messenger RNA. RefSeq lists its product as uncharacterized. The annotation marks the transcript as partial. The record is from RefSeq and is a predicted model, not a curated record. The transcript has 2 exons.